This is a messenger RNA of Oncorhynchus tshawytscha (Chinook salmon), 1934 nucleotides long. Its product is annotated as cyclin-dependent kinase 2-associated protein 2. Lineage: Eukaryota; Metazoa; Chordata; Actinopteri; Salmoniformes; Salmonidae. Gene Ontology annotation, biological process: regulation of microtubule cytoskeleton organization; negative regulation of G1/S transition of mitotic cell cycle. Bases 120 to 578 code for a protein of 152 amino acids. The transcript has 5 exons. Gene Ontology annotation, cellular component: microtubule; cytoplasm; nucleus. The record is from RefSeq and is a predicted model, not a curated record.
GGAAGCUGCUUUUUCGACCUGGCUGAAAAUCUUCCCCUAGAAAGGUACAUUUCGAAAGCCGUUCCCUUUGAGUUUUGUUUUCUAUUACAUUUUGAAUGGCAACUUAGAUACUUAAACCUAUGGAACGCAAAUUCAUUCGCUCCCAGGGGCCCAGCCCACCAGUAAAGCUGUAUCAGCACCGGGUCGACGGGACAGACGGAAGCGGCACGUCGUCGUACGGGGAGGUCCGCAGUGACAUCACGAUGAGCUACAAACCCAUCGCCCCUGCCCCGUCCGGCUCCAACCACACCCCGCCAGGCUCCAGUGUGCCUUCCCCCUCACUCCCCUCCUCCUCCAACUUCAGACCGGUCUUCAGUGAUUUCGGCCCGCCGUCGAUGGGCUAUAUUCAGCCAGUGAAAGUGUCUCAGGGCUCAACCUACAGCGAGCUGCUGUCAGUCAUCGAGGAGAUGAGUCGCGAGAUCCGCCCCACCUACGCCGGGAGCAAGAGCGCCAUGGAGAGGCUAAAGAGAGGUAUCAUUCACGCGAGGGCGCUGGUCAGGGAGUGUCUGGCAGAGACGGAGAGGAGCGCUCGCACAUAACCCUUUGCAGAAUCCCCCCCGUCCCUCGUCUCUGUACAGGCCUCAUCUAUGUGUCACGUCUUCGUUAUCCUGACUGAACUUGUAACCUUCCCUUGUUCCAUUCCCUCUUCCAUGUAGUCUCUCACAUCGCCUAUGGGGUGUGUUCAGUGUGUGUAACACAUUUUGCAGUUGUAGGGACAAUUUGCUCUCAGAACAUUCUGUAACUUAUCGGUUUCAUAGGCACCACAAGGACCUGGUAAAUAUUGUCUGAUCCUGGUUGUCCAGUUCAGUGAUGGUGAUGUAAAAUAUUUCUGAUAGAUUAUGGAAAACUAUGCCAUAAUGAAAUGUUUAUCUGAUGAGUUUGAUACUCUGAAUCUUUCUCUUAGCUGCUAUACUGACACCACUCAACAACCAAAGGUUCAAUUACACAUGGUUUUACAGUAAGCAACACUUAAGCCUUGUUCACACUGCAAGUUAAGUGCCCAAAUCAGAUGUGUGUUCAGAUAGCAGUCAUUUACUGACAUGGCUAUGCUAGUUGUCAUAGUAACGAGGGGGGUGGGGUGCGCAUUGGUGUUCGUGCUUGUGCUUCCUACCACUCAGAAGUCAUGUAGCAAGUAAACGUGACAAUGCCUGCAAUGGACAUUUCCCAGUUGCUUUGAAUGUUCAAAAUCAUAGUUUAAGAACACUUUAAAAGCCUCAGGAUAAGAUACUCCAACUUUCAAAACAAGUGUUUGGCUAGACACAGCAGUCAACUAACUAGGUAGCUGUUUAUCUUUCUAGCACAUUCACUCAUUUAUUUGUAAACGAUUAAUAAGCUAGUUAGUUGGCACAUUCUUGUCAAACUGUCAAGUGUAGCUAGCAAGCAACAAGAUAUGCCAAAUAAGUUUUUAAAAACACUUGACGGCAAAUCAAUCAGAUUUGACCAUUCAGACAAGUCGCAUGGCCAGGAAUCGGAUUUGUAUCGGACUUCAAACCACCUACGAAGGUGGCUUAAAAUAUCCUAUUCCAUGUACUAUUUGACUGUUCAGACUGCAGGAAAAAUACGUUUUGAAUCGGAUAUGCAAAAAAAAAAUGGAUUUGAUGUGAACAAGGCUUGACAGCAUCUUGAAAUACCCAGUGCUCUGUUCCACAUGCUACCACCCUACACAGUACACACAUCAAAUCAAACUUUGUCACAUGCGCUGAAUACAACAAGUGUAGACCUUACCGUGAAAUGCUUACAUUUUCUACUGUCAUUUCUGCUCCAUCCUCCUCCCAAUGAACUAUUACCUCACUACACACCUGAAAUCAGUUUUGUUAGUAUGGCAAUUUUGUAAACCCAAUUUUUGCAGUUCUGUACUUCAAAAAUUGAAUAAAAUAAAGUUUUCCAAUUAAAAA